Molecule: messenger RNA, 2577 nt
Organism: Truncatella angustata
Lineage: Eukaryota; Fungi; Ascomycota; Sordariomycetes; Amphisphaeriales; Sporocadaceae
Exons: 1
Coding region: 181-2283 (700 amino acids)
Source: RefSeq, a predicted model, not a curated record
CGCUACGUCAAUUUUCUUGGAUGGAAGGUUGAUUUACGCGGACGGUUUACAUAGCAACCUACCUAACCCAAGGCAUUUGACGUUAAGGCCCCACUGGCCCCAACACCCACCAAAAACAUGUGUCCAGCACGAAAUCUGCACAAGCUCGACUAGGCAGGAGACUCAGCUCGUUGGCCACAAAUGGAGCGUAGUUUCAGCAUUUACAGCGGUUUCGGCAUGAGUGGCAGCGCGACAACAGAGAAUCUCCGUGUCGACGGGGUUUCCAUGUCCAAAGAAGCUCUAUGUCGAAUCUUGCGCGAAGACGCUGCUGUGCUCUUGCAUCCGGCUGCGGCCGGCCUCAAGCACAGCGCACUCCCACAACAAAAAAUUGAAUUCAACAUUCGGUUUGUCGUCGAAGCUGUCGUGUGGCUGGCUACAUUCCGAACCCAGGAUUGGUUCUGGCUCCGCUUACGACUCGUGCUAGGGUAUCCGAAAAACACUGAACCAAUCCUCCAAGACAUCGUAUCCAGCUACUGUGAAGGUCGGAAAGCUUAUCAUCGCGAAUAUCAACAUAUUCAUGGACGCCUAGCUCCGAAAGGAGAACAUGCUCCUUCGCCGUUGGUAAAAGCCGUCGACGCCAUCAUUAGCAUGGAGGCUUUUGGCAAUUCGCAUCACACUUCUAAGGAGGCGGCCGAGCAUUCUUGGCAGAGUCAUGUCGAUUCAUGGCGUAAUAGUCGCUCAAAGGAAGUUAGAGGCGAUCUUAUAAAGCCACAAUUCACCACAAAUAUUAUGGCUCAUCAGAAUCCUCGAAGGCGUCUACCCCUCCACUUCUCUGAUGGCGCGGCUUCUUCUGCCACUCUCCCUUCCCAGGCGAACAUGAGAAGCUCCAGGCCACAUGUGGCUUCUUCAGAUGAGCAACUGGAUGAGUUACUACAUGGUCGAAGUCCUGGACAUCAUUCUGGAACAGCCCGGUCCAAGAGCAUCACGAACAUUGCAACCAAGAACGGAAUCUCACGCUAUAUCCUACCUGGUGUUGAAUCAACAUCGUAUCAAUCAUCAGCUAAUGCAAGUAAACUUAAUAGCAAAGACAAUGCUGCACUUAUAUCACCUCCUGGUCAAAUACAGUCUAGUUCCUCUGCACAGAGCCACAGCUCGCAGGCCCCGGGAAACCUGAUUACUGUGAAGGACCAUUCACCACCGCUUGAUUUUAACAAUGAUGCGCAACGUACCGGCACGCCUCGGUGCCAGAAUAAUUCUGUUUCAGCUGGCCCAUCUCAAAUGAGUCUUUUACCUUACCCCGACCAGGUUGGCGAAUCUACGACAGCUCAUCACUGUUUGUCACGCCCGGGCGAACCGCAACACGAUCAAGAAUCAUCGCAGACGAGAGAGGUCUCAAAUCGCUGGAAAACUGGAGCAACCUCUGGUACGCAGGUUGUAAACCUUGUGUCAACUGAUGAUGAGAACGAGGGAUAUCGUCCCACUUCCGCCAGACACCGUCGUAAGCGUCAGGCAUCGCCUCAAGGUUCGACCGUUUGCAAAAGACUGAGAUCGAACUCAAUUGCGCGCGACACUCUACCCGAAGAUACGUGUACUAAGCUGGCUGUUGGGGCCGAAAUCCAGGAGACCAAGCAGGAACUUGAUCUUGCCGAUGAGACAGGUUGGCCUGAACCACUAGACAAAUCAUGCUCAACCCCUAGUUCUACGAACGAGCCAGGUACCCGAACUGACGAUAACACAAUAAAUUCCGUCAAUGGUGGUUUAGACAAUAUUUCAGACAAUAAUGAUCAGGCCGUCGAACCCGUAAGCCUGCCGGGACUUGAUCUGCACAAGCUGAAGGCCAGACUCGGUCCUCUUCUAUCGGCUUACCAAACCACGAAUGAGGCUGCAGUCGUUGCCUCGCAGUCUGACCAGCGCUCUGACCAGCUGGAAUGCCGCCUGAAUAAAGUCGAGGCACAGUUGCAAUCACUGAAUCAGGCAUGUAAUUUCAUGCCUCAAUGCAAUAUCCUCACCGUAUCCCAACCGACUUCACAGCCCAAGCUAUCGGAGACUCUGAAGCCUGGAUUGUCCCACCAGUCUGAGUAUUUUGGGUCCAGGUACCUGCAAUACACAUCUGCUGAUGACGUGAAGCCUUUACUCAAAGGUGUCAGCCAUGAGAUGAACAUCAUGCGAAGUGUCAUUCGACAUAAGAUACGACAACAAGACGAAACGGCAGCGGGUUGGAAAAAGAUGGAACAUCUCAGCGACGUUCUUUGGACGCUCGACGAGGCAAUAAAGAAGGCAAAGGCGGGUAUCGAAGCACUUUAAAGAUUCAAACUCUAUGACGAGGCGACGAGGACAUGGAUAUACCCUAGGCGUUCAAGCCUGCUUUACUUUUUUCUCCCCUUUCCUUUCUUUUCGUUUCAUUUCUUUUUCAAGAGAACAAUUGCCUCCAGCUAUAGGGCUGUAAGAGAUGUUAAGAAAACUUUAUGGUCUGCUACACUCUAUAUGAUAGAUUUAGUUAGGCUGUGUUGCUGUAGAUGACAAGAAGCAUGUACAAGUCGCCCGAAAGAAGGGAGAAAUGCAUCAACACACUGAUCAGCAAUUCAACUAGUUUUUCGC